Molecule: messenger RNA, 2528 nt
Organism: Rhineura floridana
Lineage: Eukaryota; Metazoa; Chordata; Lepidosauria; Squamata; Rhineuridae
Gene: SARM1
Product: sterile alpha and TIR motif containing 1
Exons: 9
Coding region: 1-2142 (713 amino acids)
Biological process (GO): negative regulation of MyD88-independent toll-like receptor signaling pathway; signal transduction; response to axon injury
Cellular component (GO): dendrite
Molecular function (GO): protein binding; NAD+ nucleosidase activity; signaling adaptor activity
Source: RefSeq, a predicted model, not a curated record
AUGGUGCUCACUCUCCUCGUUUCUGCCUACAAACUCUGCCGCUUAGCCAUGUCUGACUCGGAGAGGCUGGUGGUGACACCCGAGGGCUGGUGGGCAGAGAGUCUCCGGGUGUCCUCCCAGGAGAGCCCGCCUGGGGUGAGCGCAGCCAUCCAAGAGGCCCUGAACAGGAUCCUGCCCGACCUGCAUCAGGCCAUCUCCACCACCAAGCAAGCUGCGGGCCCCGAAGACCUCCAGGGAGGCAUGGCUGAGAUCCUGGCCCUGGUGGAGGAGGCCUGGCUCAUGCCCGCCGUGGGCAGGGAGGUCGCCAAGGGCCUGUGCGACGGGAUCCGCCUGGAGGGGGGGCUCGACUUGCUGCUCUCCUUGCUUCAGACGGCCGAUCUGGAAACCAGGUGCCAGGCGGGCAAACUCCUGGAGCAGAUCCUGGUGGCAGAGAACAGGGACCGCGUUGCUCGGAUUGGGCUGGGGGUGAUCCUGAACCUGUCCAAGGAGCGGGAGAGCCUGGCCCUGGCCCAGAGCACCUCGGGCAUCCUGGAGCACAUGUUCAAGCACUCCGAGGAGACCUGCGCCCAGCUGAUCUCUGAUGGUGGCCUGGACGCCAUCCUCUACUGGUGCCGCUGGAGCGACCCUGUGGUGCUCCGCCACUGCGCCACGGCCCUCGCCAACUGCGCCAUGUACGGCGGGCACGCCAACCAGCGGCUGAUGGCGGAGAAGAAGGCCGCCGAGUGGCUCUUCCCCUUGGCCUUCUCCAAGGAGGAUUUCAUCGUCCGGUUCCAGGCCUGCCUGGCUGUGGCCGUCUUGGCCACCAACAAGGAGAUCGAGAAGGAGGUGGAGCACUCGGGGACACUGGCCCUGGUGGAGCCCUUCAUCGCCACCCUCGACCCAGGGCAGUUUGCCCACACCCUCCUGGGCAGCAGCGACAACAGCCAGGGGAGGACGGCCGAGGACCUGCAGCGCCUGGUUCCCCUCCUGGACAGCUCCCGCCUGGAGGCCCAGUGCAUUGCCGCCUUUUACCUCUGCGUGGAGGCAGCCAUCAAGGCCCGACAGAAGAAGACCAAGAUCUUCACAGAGAUCGGGGCCAUCCAGAGCUUGAAGAGGAUCGUCUGCUACUCCCCCAACGGCACAACCUCCACCCUGGCCAAGAGGGCGCUCUGCACGAUGGGCGAGGAGGUGCCCCGCCGCCUGCUGCCAACCGUGCCCAACUGGAAACCCCUGGAGGUGCAGAAGUGGCUCCAGCAAAUCGGUUUCGUCAAGUACUGCCCAAAGUUCCUGGAGCACCAGGUGGACGGCGACCUGCUGCUGAGGCUGACGGAGGAGGAUUUGCAGGGGGACCUCGGGAUGGCCUCCAGCAUCACACGCAAGCGGUUUUUCCGGGAGUUGACCGAGCUCAAGACAUAUGCCAACUACUCCACCUGCGACCGCAGCAACCUGGCCGACUGGCUAGGCAGCGUGGACCCCAAGUUCCGGCAGUACACCUACAACCUGGUGACCAGCAGCAUCGACCGGAACUUCCUCCACCGCGUCACCGAGCAGCAGCUGGAGGAGGACUGCCAGGUCCACACAGGCUUCCACCGCGUCCGCAUCCUCUCUGCCGCACGAGAGAUGCUCCACUCACCUUUGCCCUGCAACAGCGGGAAAUCCCUCUCAGAGGGGACAGACGUUUUCAUUAGCUACCGAAGGGCCACCGGAUCCCAGCUGGCCAGCCUCUUGAAAGUCCACCUCCAGCUGCAUGGCUUCAGUGUCUUCAUUGAUGUGGAGAAACUGGAGGCUGGGAAGUUUGAGGACAAGCUGAUCCAGAGCAUAAUGAGCGCCCGCAACUUCGUGAUGCUCCUCUCCCGCAGUGCUCUGGACAAGUGCAUGGGAGACGUCGAAUGUAAGGACUGGGUGCACAAGGAAAUUGCCACAGCCUUGAAUAGUGGAAAAAACAUUGUCCCAGUCACGGAUCAUUUUGAGUGGCCUGAUCCCGAAACCCUUCCCGAGGACAUGAGAGCCAUCCUGAAAUUCAACGGGAUCAAAUGGUCCCACGAGUAUCAAGAUGCCACAAUUGAAAAGAUCAUCCGGUUCCUGCAGGGCCGCUCGUCCAGGGAUUCGUCCGCUGGCUCAGAGAACAGCCUGGAGUGUGGGACCCCUCUGGGGCAAUCCUAGGACUGGAAGGGUCAGCACCCCCAGCUGCUCCCUGCUGAGUGGAGGAAUGGGGGUGCAUCUUCAACACACACCUUGCACCCACCCCCAGCUUUGGCAUGUUCAACUGCCACAAAAUGCCUGCCCUCUGCUGGCUUCCUUUGGGAAAUGCCAAUUUGGGGAUUGUGCAAAAGAUCCGGAAGUACAUGGGCCUCACGUAGCUAGGAGAGCAGCCACGUAGACUGACUUUCUCCACCCCUUCUCCUCUCCCCUCCAGCCUUUCGCUUGUGGCCUUCACUAGAGACUCUUAACCUUUUCUGUGCCUGCAUAGGAUUUUGGUUCCUCAAUUAAAUAGGUUAUGACUCGGCGGUGGGCAGGCCUCGUACAGUUCAUCUUGUAUUAAAGUAAUU